UCAUUUUGUACCCGGUAUUGAAAUACAGUUAAAAGGUUUAACGAGUAAACGAUAUGCUCCGUUUCACAAUAUGUUUUAUUCCAGCACAUGGUGUUUAAAUACACACAAAUUUAAAAAUAUUUGUGGAAUCAAUCAAUACAUUAUCCAUGCAGUAGUAAAUACAACUAGCGAUUCCAUUUAUACAGGAGAUACGUCGAUAUAUAUACCAGCUAUAAAGUUUGAACAAUGGUUGCAGAAUGAUAAUAUUGAGAAUAGAAAUGAAUUUACUUCUUCAUGUUCAAGUUGAUUGCAGACCUGUUGUAAGAAACAUGGGUAUAUUUAAGGAUUGGCAUCGUCAACUAACCAUAUGUACAGAAUGAUUUAUAUUUACAUUUGAAGCUACAAAACUAAAGGAGAGACUAUGAAUGGUACGAACAGACUUUGCAUGACGCUCAAAGGGGCAAGUUGGUCAAAGUAUAUUUUGAUGUUGAUAUUGAUGCUUGGACUUUGUCAAUUCAUUUUAAAAAACUACAACGAGGAAAGCGUUAUUUACUGCGAAUCAACAAAUAUCACAGUUAAUGAUUAUUCUGAUGAACCUAACAAGGAAAAAGCAAUACCAAGGACAUCUAAGAACUAUGUUAAAGUUGAAUUUAUCGGGCGACUCGGAAACUUACUCUUUCAAUAUGCAUCACUUUAUGGUAUCGCCAAACAUCAUAACAUGAUACCAAUUGUCGAUGAAGGAUGUCAUUUAAAGAAACAUUUCAAAAUAUCUGCUAUUUCAGUUAACCCGUUAGUGAAUUCAAAACGUUAUGUGGAGGAUAAAGGUAACGUGUUUGAGGUAAAUGCUUUUAAGCUUGAUACAAAAUACAACUGGACAAUCAAAGGCUACUUUCAGAGUUGGAAAUACUUUGUUGAAAAUAGUAUGGAAGUUAGAAAAGAAUUCCAGUUUAAAGAAAAUGUGCAGAUAGAAGCUUCUAAACAAUUUCUAGAAAUUAUAAAGUCAAAGAACAUAACAAAUGUGAACAAACAUACUUUUAUUGCUGUUCAUGUUCGCCGCGGUGAUUUUAUUAAAGAAAAGUUUGUUGAUUAUGGAUAUACAUCAGCAAAUGAAACCUACAUAAAUAAUGCAAUGAACAAAUUCCGAUCCCAAUUUUCAAAUGCAUUUUUUAUAUUUUCGUCAGACGAUAUAUCAUGGUGCAAAAACCAUUUUAACGAAUCAAAUAUAGCAUUCAUUAACAAGAAAAAUACACCGGAAGUUGACAUGGCGAUAUUGACUCAUUGCAAUCAUACUAUAGUCUCCACAGGAAGUUAUGGCUGGUGGACUGCCUGGCUUAUUGGGGGCACAACAAUAUAUUUUAAAGAUUUUCCUAAAAAAGGAUCAAAAUUAGACAAAGUAUUUAAUCUUACUACCUAUAAUCCACCGUCCUGGAUUGCAAUGUAGAAUUCGUCUUUAAGCUGUCAUAUGUGAUGCAGCAUUGAAGAUGUAAAAAUGUUAAUCAGUGUUAAUGUGAUCAAGUGCAAUGAAUUCAAAGUUUAUAAUUUAUCCAUUAUAAUACAUCCUCAUGUAAAAUUAAAUUGUUUCAUUGUAUAUAACGUUAUAUUUCCAAAAUUCGCGUACAAUUUUUGUUGAUAUACACUUGGGCAAUUAUACUGUAUUUGUUUUACUUCAUCUGCUUAAAUAA
Messenger RNA from Mytilus trossulus (common blue mussel), 1661 nucleotides. Its product is annotated as galactoside 2-alpha-L-fucosyltransferase Sec1-like. The transcript is spliced from 4 exons. Gene Ontology annotation, molecular function: galactoside 2-alpha-L-fucosyltransferase activity. Gene Ontology annotation, cellular component: membrane. The record is from RefSeq and is a predicted model, not a curated record. Gene Ontology annotation, biological process: carbohydrate metabolic process. NCBI's taxonomy places the organism in Eukaryota, Metazoa, Mollusca, Bivalvia, Mytilida, Mytilidae. The coding region runs from base 401 to 1420 and encodes 339 amino acids.